This is a messenger RNA of Blumeria graminis f. sp. triticale, 858 nucleotides long. The record is from the annotation of a GenBank genome assembly. NCBI's taxonomy places the organism in Eukaryota, Fungi, Ascomycota, Leotiomycetes, Helotiales, Erysiphaceae.
AUGUCGGAAUAUUGGAAAUCCACUCCUAAGUUUUGGUGCAAACAUUGCAAGACAUUUGUACGAGAUACAAAGCUUGAAACUACAAAUCAUAAUGCCAGUUUACGGCACCAAGGGAAUUUAAAGCGCUUCAUUCGUGAUCUACAAAGAAGUCAAGAAAAAGGCGAGAGAGACAAAGAAAGAGCGAAGUCAGAGGUAGCUCGCCUUAAUGGCAUUGUAUCUAAGGAAAGAUCAGGAGGAGAGGCGGGCCUAUCAAAUCAAACAUUCAAAAGAUCUUCUCCAUCAGUAACAAGUUAUUCCACGCCCAAUGGCUCACACAGGAAACAACAAUUGGCGCAGCUAGCAGAAAUGGGAAUCAGCAUGCCAAGUGGGUUGAGACCUGAGGUAGCAAUGCCUGGUGAGUGGCAAACUGUAUCACAAAGAAUCAUAAAUCCAGGUGAAAAGAAAAUAGACACUCCGGUUAAUGUACGCAAACGUGUUCUAAAUGAGAUGGAAAUCGAAAAUCAAGAUGAGACUCUUGACAUCAACAACAAUAAAUGGGGCUAUAUGUACAAAUCACAUCAAGUUGAUAAUGAUGAUCUUGAAGAACUAGAUAAUCUCUUGAGCAAAGUGAAAAAUACUAAUGACAAUUAUGUUAAAGCUGAAGUAAAAGAUGAAAUAAACAUAAAAACAGAUUUCGAUUACUCAUUUGCUACCGAUCAGACAUCUAAAAAGCAUUUCAACAUCUCUAUCAAAGAAGAGCCAUGUGAAUCAACCGAUCUUCCACCAGAAACAACUCCCUCGUGCUUGAAAAUGGAGUCCGAGGUUGUGAAUAAGGUUGUAUUUAAAAAAAGGAAGGCAAAAAAUAUUCGGCAGAAAUAA